Molecule: messenger RNA, 1520 nt
Organism: Raphanus sativus (radish)
Lineage: Eukaryota; Viridiplantae; Streptophyta; Magnoliopsida; Brassicales; Brassicaceae
Product: NAC domain-containing protein 69
Exons: 7
Coding region: 29-1279 (416 amino acids)
Biological process (GO): regulation of DNA-templated transcription
Molecular function (GO): DNA binding
Source: RefSeq, a predicted model, not a curated record
GAGAGCAAACUCUAGAUCGUGUGUGAAAAUGGAGAAGAAUCUCGUGGGAUAUAGGUUUAGUCCUACGGGAGAGGAAGUGAUCAACUAUUACCUCAAGAACAAGAUUCUUGAUAAACCAUGGCUCGUCGACCAAGCCAUUAGGGAGAUCAACAUCUAUGCUUACAAUCCCGAGUUCUUGCCUUCGUUAUCGAAGAUCGAAUCAAACGAUCUUGUAUGGUACUUCUUCUGUCGAAGGGAGUGCCAAGCAACUGACAAGAAGAAGGGAACGAAGAGGACAACACCUUCUGGGUUCUGGAAAGCUACCGGCAAGGAUCGGAUAAUCAAGGAGAAGAGAGGACACGGUGUUGAGAUCGGGAUCAAGAAGACGCUUGUGUACCAUCAUGGCAAAGGUGCUAAUGGAGUUAAGACUCCUUGGGUCAUCCACGAGUAUCACAUCACUUCUUUGCCUCUUAACCAGAGGAAAUAUGUUAUCUGCCAAGUAAAGUACAAGGGUGAAGACAGUCUGUACGGUAAUAACUCCAAUGAGUUAAGCCACUCUACCAUGGUCUCUGACUUGAAUACUGCCAGAGUGAUUAACACAACCCCUGUGGUUGAGCAACAAAGGGACGAAGAUCUCUGUAUGUCUGUGGAUGAUUUGGCCAACCCACUGAACGAGCAGGAUGAUCCCUCUCUGUUUGAUCCAGACAUGUUUUUCAACGACAACGACCGCUCUUACCAGCAGCCACUAGCUCCCUACGAUGAUGAUGAUAAUAUUAGUGAACUGCUGAAAUAUAACGGAGGGAAUCAUGCUGAUGUGCUUGGUGAUCUAGACAUCAUAUUGCAAGAGCACCGCAACGAUCACAAGCCAAAGAAAGCUUUGACAGGGAACAUUGUUGAUUGUAGCAGUGGUAGCGAUGAUGCUGAAUCCAUAUGUGCAACGAGUUACCAAGGAACAUCAAGUCCAGAUAGCGUUCAUAGUUUGAGUGCACAGUUCCACACUAGUGUAGACGAGACUCCAUCUUUGAGGAAAGACUCUUCCACAGAUAUUCAACCUCAUGCAGAAACUUCUAUAAAUAGAAUGACCUGGAAAUCUCGGCGCACCGUACCAUCAAAACUAGAGGUGAAAGAAGGAAAGUCUAAAGCUAUUGAUGCAUCCAUGGACAACAAGAAGGGCUGGUUUAUUACAGAAGAAGCAAUGCAGAGAAACCAUAAGAUUCCACCGUAUCACUGUCUCAUGAACAUGAUCGUAGGCUUCAUCCUCUUGGUUGCUUUCAUGGCAACAUUAUGUCGGUUUUACUAAGCGGAAAAACUUGAAUCUGCUGAUGAAGUUUGAUUGCUGAGGAGAAGCAAAGCAGAUCGAUGGCAAGCAUUUGUUUUUAAUUGUCGUUUUCUGAUUCUGUUUUUUUCUUUGUAAUAAUAAUAAUAUAUCUGUGUGUGUAUGUAUGAACUAUAGAUGAAACUCGGUUGUUCUGCUGAAUCUGAAUAUCUUACAGGUAUUUCUUGUGCCUGAAGGUAAAAGUGAAAUUUCGUAGGGUUUGUAA